Messenger RNA from Xiphophorus hellerii (green swordtail), 2051 nucleotides. RefSeq names its product signal-transducing adaptor protein 1-like. The transcript is spliced from 13 exons. Bases 159 to 1334 code for a protein of 391 amino acids. Lineage: Eukaryota; Metazoa; Chordata; Actinopteri; Cyprinodontiformes; Poeciliidae. The record is from RefSeq and is a predicted model, not a curated record. Gene Ontology annotation, molecular function: signaling adaptor activity.
CUGCUUUAAUAUGCAAUGAGCAGCAGAGCGGGCAGGUAAAACACGAGGUGUAGUUCUAGUGUAAGAGCUCUGGAUCAAAGUUUCAUUUGAUCAGCAGGGAGAUCAUUUAUUAGUAUUAUUACUCAUUUGUACUGCUGCAAGAAUCUACCUCUUUAGUGAUGGCGAGACGAAAUGGGAGGAAGAAGAACCAGCUGCCAGACCUUUACUAUGAGGGUUACAUGGAGAAGAGGUCCUUCAAAGAUAAGACAUCUCGGAAGCUGUGGACCUGCUUGUGUGGGACAACACUUUUUUUCUUCAAUGACAAAAGAGACGAAGAUUACGUAGAGAAGCUGGAUCUGUGUGGACUGGUCUCGGUGACGGACGACAGCAGCCCAGAUCCCAACUUGGACGCGGCCAGAUUCAACGUUCAGAUGACGAAGGGAAACAUCAAAUUUACUGCCUCAAAUGCAGAAUCUCGGGAACUUUGGAAGGGAUAUAUCCACUCUGUGGCUAAGAUGGAGGUACCCCUCACCCUGAACCUGCUGCCGGGUCAGGUCCACAUCCUGAGAGAGACGGUCCAAAAGGAGAAGGAGAGGCUGACAAAUCCAGAACCGAACCAGAGUCCUCCUGCUGCUGUCAAACCAGAAAUGCCUGCUUGCUACUACGAGGUGCCUUAUCUGGAGGCCGAGCUGCUGCUGGAGAGAGAAGCCAGCAAAGGAAACCUGCUGCUAAGACCUGGGAGGCAGAAGGGCUCCUUCGCCAUAACCACCAGACAGGAUCUUGAGGGACCGAUGUUCCGUCACUAUCGCGUACUUCCAAAACCAGAGGGAGGCUUCUACAUUGCUGUGGACAAACCUGUCCACUUUGACUCGCUGCAUGACGUGGUCGCCUACAUGGUGGAAAAAACCGAUGGAUCUUUGACUCCCCUCAACAUCGAGGCUCAUUACGACAAGAACAUCUCUUUUAUUGCAUCUGAUAAUGAAAACGGUGAGAGGACCCAGCGGGCUUUGCUGCCACCAGAGCAUCCCAUCCCAGUUACUGGAAAAGCGAGGAAUGAUGAACCAGAACCAGUCAAAAAUCCUCCUGCUACUGAUAAGAAGGAGGAGAAAGCGUCUGUGACGGAUGGCUGCUCCUCUGGUGAAACUCGACCGGUACCAGAACCGAGGAAACUACCUCCAUGUCCAGCUCCACGAACGUUUGCCCCAACUCAACCGGCUGCCAAACCCGCUUUCCCUACAAAUGCUCCUGAGAAGCCCACGACAGUCUCAAAUCCAGAAAUGGAGAAGCAGAUUCUUCCUGCAGCUUUGUCGGAGCUGAAACUGAGGCUGGGGCAGAAGUCCAAGUUGCGUGUUUAACUUCUUCUACAAUCAUCCUUGUGGACAGAAACACAUUGGAGCAACAAGCAGAGCUGAAUGGAGGCACAUGCAGAUCUGUUCCUGCACGAUAUCAAACAGGAGUCCCGCUCCUCCUCCUCUUCCUCCUCUUCCUCGGUUAGCUGUCUGCAGUAAAGCCUCUCUGCAGAUCAACACCGGAUUGAUUUGCCUCCUCUGGACAUUUAUUAGCAAAUCAAUCGACUGUGACGAUGGCUGGACAAAUUAUCUACUCGUUUCUCUUGUUCAUUUUGCACUUUAGCUAUUGACUAAGCCGCCUCAGACUUUCCGUUAGUGUUUCUUUCCCUCUUACUCUUGGAAUAAAAUGAUAAUCAAUUUAUUUUACAUACUUUUGCCCAGUACAAGUAGGUAAAUACUGUGUGGGUACAAUACGCACACAGUAUUGUAUUAAUACUUAAUACAAAAUGCCAAAAUGCUGUGUGCAAAACAGAAAAUGUGACCGAAAUAAAGGAUGGGAUUCACUUAUUUCAGUGUUUUUCUCUGUGAAUGUAAAGAGCAAAACUCUUUGUCUCAUCAACUUUGAUAUGACAAACUUCUAGUAUGUGCCAUGCAACAUAUAUAAUUUAUAUAUAGUGAAAUAAUCACUUGUAUAGUUUGUAAUCCAUUGUCACAUUUACAUUAUUUUUUGUUACAGCUUCAACUUUUCUGUUGUCUGAAAAAAUAAAAAUGUCCAAAGACAAA